This is a messenger RNA of Octodon degus (degu), 3436 nucleotides long. RefSeq names its product mannosidase alpha class 1C member 1 (gene Man1c1). The coding region runs from base 884 to 2776 and encodes 630 amino acids. Gene Ontology annotation, biological process: N-glycan processing; carbohydrate metabolic process. The transcript has 12 exons. NCBI's taxonomy places the organism in Eukaryota, Metazoa, Chordata, Mammalia, Rodentia, Octodontidae. Gene Ontology annotation, molecular function: mannosyl-oligosaccharide 1,2-alpha-mannosidase activity; calcium ion binding. The record is from RefSeq and is a predicted model, not a curated record. Gene Ontology annotation, cellular component: Golgi membrane; extracellular exosome; endoplasmic reticulum.
GGCGCGGCGGCGGCUCUGCCUGCGGCGGCCCGGCCAGUCUGGAGCGGCCGCGGUGAGGACGCCAGCUGUAGCGGGGGAGGCGCAGCCAGGGUGCGCGCUCGGCGGAGCCGGCGGGGCCGGGAACAGGUGAUCCCAGCGGGAGCCCCGAGCCCUGCCUAGUUGGCGGGGAGGGAGCCUGUGCUCCGGGGCGCAGCUGCAGCCGCCCAGCCGCGGUUCGUCGCGGACGGCUCCCGGCGCUGGACCCCGGCUCGAGCAUCUCUUCGCUCCCGGGGCCUCGCCAAGCCUCCGGCCCCCGCAGGCUCGGAAACGCCUGCUCCCGCCCCCUGCCUCUCCCCGAACCUCGGCUGAGCAAAGUUGUGGACGUGUCCCGGUCGCCCGCUAGGGCACUGUCGAGACCCUGCGGGUGGAGUUCGAUCGGAGCAGGGCUUUCUCGCCGCACCGCCACCGCCUCGCCUCUGGAGCCGGCACUCUACAAACUGCUUCCGAGGCUGAAACUUUGGGCUCCGGCGAGCGCAGGAGGGAGGCCCGAGGACCGAGGGCGGCCCGGCGCGGGGACGGCAUGUGACGGCUGUUGCGGGGAGGCAGGCGAGGCUGCGACGCGAGGCCGGGCACUGCGGGCCCGGGCCCCGAGCCGCGCCGCCCCGCUUGCCUGGGCCCCGCUCACCCCCGCGCGGGAGCGCUCGCUGCAAACUCCCUGAACUUCGGGAACGGUCUCUGAAGCGCCGAAACUCGGGGUUGGCGGUCCUGCCCUGUGACCCCUGCUCCAGGCCGCGCCCCUGCACGCCUGUCGUCUUCUCUCGCCCCCAGAGAACACGUGCGUGGACUCCGAGGACCUCGAGGCCCCGGACGGAGCUGACGGUCGCCAAACCCGCUCCGGGCCACGAUGCACAUGAGGAAAGGGCCAGGCUUCGUCCCGGCCUCCCCAUGGGGGCUGCGGCUGCCGCAGAAGUUCCUUUUCCUUCUCUUCCUCUCGGGCCUCAUUACCCUGUGCUUCGGGGCUCUCUUCCUGCUGCCUCACUCUUCUCGCCUCAAGCGCCUCUUCCUGGCGUCCCGGACCCAGCAGCCUGGCCUGGAGGUGAUCGCCGAAGUCGCCGGCCACUCCCCGGCCCACGAACAGGAACCACCGCCUAACCCGGCCCCCGCGGCGCCGGCCCCGGGCGAGUAUGACCCCAGCAGCCGGGUGGGCCCCCGCCGCAGGAAGGAGUGGCUGCGACGCACUCGCCCCACCGGACCUCGGGAGGAAGCCACGGUGGCCCGGGGCAGCGGCGCUGCGGCCCCGCGGCCAGGUGAGGAGAGCGUCCCAUUCAGCUUUGACUUCAACGCGUUCCGAAGUCGCCUCCGUCACCCAGUCCUGGGGACGAGGACUGAUGAAAGUAAGAAACCCCAGAGCCGAGUACGAGCCCAGCGGGAAAAAAUCAAGGAGAUGAUGCGCUUUGCCUGGCAGAGCUACCGGCGCUACGCGAUGGGGAGGAAUGAGCUCCGCCCGCUCACGAAGGAUGGCUAUGAGGGCAGCAUGUUCGGUGGCCUCAGUGGGGCGACGAUCAUUGAUUCCCUUGACACCCUCUAUCUUAUGGAGCUGAAAGAGGAGUUCCAGGAAGCCAAGGCCUGGGUGGAAGAGAGCUUCCAUCUGAAUGUGAGUGGAGAAGCGUCCUUAUUUGAGGUGAACAUCCGCUACAUUGGAGGGCUCCUCUCAGCCUACUACCUAACAGGAGAGGAGGUGUUCCGAAUAAAGGCCAUCAAGCUUGGAGAGAAGCUGCUGCCGGCCUUCAACACCCCCACGGGAAUCCCAAAGGGUGUUGUAAACUUCAAAAGUGGGAGCUGGGGCUGGGCCACGGCAGGCAGCAGCAGCAUCCUGGCAGAGUUCGGAUCCCUGCACUUGGAAUUCUUACACCUCACUGAGCUCUCUGGCAACCCCAUCUUCGCAGAAAAGGUCAGAAACAUCCGCAAAGUCCUCAGGAAGAUCGAUAAGCCCUUCGGCCUCUACCCCAACUUCCUCAGCCCUGUGAGCGGGAACUGGGUGCAGCACCAUGUCUCUGUUGGAGGACUUGGCGAUAGUUUUUAUGAAUAUUUGAUCAAAUCCUGGUUGAUGUCUGCCAAGACAGAUAUGGAGGCUAAAAAUAUGUACUACGAAGCCUUGGAGGCGAUAGAGACCUACUUGCUGAAUGUCUCUCCUGGGGGGCUGACCUACAUCGCCGAGUGGCGAGGGGGGAUUCUGGACCACAAGAUGGGGCACCUGGCCUGUUUCUCAGGGGGAAUGAUCUCCCUCGGCGCUGAGGAUGCCAAGGAAGAAAAGAGGGCCCACUACCAAGAGCUGGCAGCCCAGAUCACCAGGACGUGCCACGAGUCAUACGCCCGCUCAGACACCAAACUCGGGCCCGAGGCCUUCUGGUUCAAUUCUGGCAGAGAGGCGGUAGCCACCCAGCUCAGCGAGAGCUACUACAUCCUGCGGCCUGAGGUAGUCGAGAGCUACAUGUACCUGUGGAGGCAGACACACGACCCCACUUACAGAGAGUGGGGCUGGGACGUGGUAAUGGCCUUGGAGAAGUACUGCCGGACAGAUGCCGGCUUCUCCGGGAUCCAGGAUGUGUACAGCAGCAGCCCCAACCAUGACAACAAACAGCAGAGCUUCUUUCUAGCCGAGACACUGAAAUACCUCUAUCUUCUGUUCUCUGAAGAUGACACGCUCUCACUGGAAGACUGGGUGUUCAACACCGAGGCCCACCCACUGCCCGUGAACCACUCGGCCAGCCCCAGCCAGGCCUGGCCCCGACACUGACCCUGGCCCCUGCCACUUGGGUGCCUCAGGGAUGCCUUGCCUUUUCAGGAUUCGGGGCUGUUCCCAAAGGGAUUGGGAACGCAGGCCCCAUCCUGGGCAGACCCUGGACAGAUGUGUCAGACAAGCCACUUCUUUUCCUCUAUGAGGAGACAGGACUUGGAGAUGCAGCGAUGUCAUACAAGGGCCACAGUCUCGCCAGGCCCACGCAUUCCUUUCUACAGAGAAUUUCUAUGAAACCCACUCACUUGCCAUUCCAGGGCCAAAGGACCAGAGGUUUGCAUAUCGAUUCUAGGUGUUUGAUUUACUUCCUUUUGGUUUGGGGAUUUUUGGUUUUACUUGAUUUUGCCUUUUCUUCACAGUUGAGUUUUAUUACUAUUUUAAAUAUAGUUUUCAAAAAUCAUGUGUUUUCUAAAAUGGAGCCAUCCUAAUAAAGGAAACUUUAAAGUGUUUGUAUACACACAGCCCUGACCCUAUUAUCUAUAUUUUUAAUACUUUUUGCCCAAUAUUUCUUCUACAUUCAUUUACAUGGCAUUUACCAUAUAAUUUGAGGAGGGGCUCCCCUUUGAUUUGGGCCUCAGUGUUACAAAUCACUAGUGCUAUUUUCAUUAUUGUAAUGGAAAAGUAUGUGAAGUAGAAUAAAAGAGUUUAUUGAAUAAGAAA